Molecule: messenger RNA, 1600 nt
Organism: Elaeis guineensis (African oil palm)
Lineage: Eukaryota; Viridiplantae; Streptophyta; Magnoliopsida; Arecales; Arecaceae
Product: E3 ubiquitin-protein ligase SPL2
Biological process (GO): protein ubiquitination; organelle organization
Molecular function (GO): ubiquitin-protein transferase activity
Source: RefSeq, a predicted model, not a curated record
GGGAGGACGCAUGACGCGCGGUCGGUUGCACAUCCAAAAGGACCCUGCCCGUGUGAGCUUGGGAGUCAGGACGGCGAGUCCAAACCGCCUCCUUGUCCCGCAAAGAGACGGGCGGAGAUGUCCCGCGACUACGACACCGCGGCCUCGCUCGCCCGCAUCGCCGCCGCGUGCGACGGCGCCUUCCUCGGCGUCGCCCUCGCAAUCUGCGCCGCUCGGUCCUGUUUCAAGUACCUUGCCACCACCUCCGCCCUCCACCGCAUCCGCAACGCCCCCGCUGCCCGCAUCUCCGACCUCCGUUCUCUCCUCCCCGCUGACCCCGUCUCCGACGACGAAGGACGGCUCGUCGUCGUCCGCGGCCAGGUCCAGCCCCGCCCCGCCGUGGAGUCGAGCUUGUUGGCCCCCAAGAACCGCAGCGUCUUCGUUUCUCAGAGCUCCGGCGAGAGGGCCGUCGUCGUGCAGCACACCGAGACGUGUCUGUACAAUGAAUGGAGGGGCAUCUUUGGAUGGAGUUUUGAUCUCCAUGCGCUCUUUGCGAAAUCCUUGAAAGAGCAAAGGUCAAGCUCAUUGAGAACAGUACCAUUUGCUCUUGUGGAGGGUGGCCAAUGGCCCCAUUCUGCUUAUGUUCAUGUUAGUUUGGAUGGUUCAGCUCAUCCAAUUCCUCUCACCACAGUUUGUCAUCAUCUGCGCCCUGUUCAGGCAACUCCAUAUACAUUCUUCCAGGCCAUCUUUGGCAGUGGGUUUCCAGUUGCAUUGUUGCAUGAAGAAAAGAUUCUUCCAGUCGGAAAGGAAAUCACAGCAGUUGGCAUUUGCAGAACACGAGAUGGAAGUCUCGAGAUAAAAUCAUGUGAAGAGCUCCCUUACUUCUUAUCUGAUAUGACAAAGGAUGAAAUUGUAGGUGAACUUGCUACUAACUCAGGGAUUCUGUUUUGGAGUGGCAUAGUUCUUGGAAUGGUGUCCAUUGGUAUUUUGAGCUAUUCCAUUAUCAGGUAUUGGUGGAGAUGGAAAGAGCGGAGAUGGAGGAACCAAGAAUUACUUGACGCAGCUUCAGUCAGUGAUGAUGAGUCUGAAGAUAUACCGGAUGGGGAACUAUGCGUCAUUUGUCUAAUGAGGCAAAGGAGAUGUGCUUUUGUUCCUUGUGGACAUCGUGUUUGCUGUCCCCGCUGCACGAUAGAUGUUAAGAUUAGUUCAUCACCAAAAUGUCCUGUAUGUCGACAAAGCAUUAUCUCUUCCAUCAGGAUUUAUGAUUCUUGAGGGAUGUAAAACAGUGGAAGAUUACAAUGCAUGAUGACCAGAUUUUCGGAUCCUUGAACUUUCAGAUAUACAAGAUAUGCAUGCUUGUGGUAUAUUUGGACACCGUUUCAGUCUAGUUCCUGCUAAUCGACUACAUGGUUCACCCAUUGCCUGGGGUGGUAUAGAUUUUUUACCUGCUGAUAUAGUCAUCAAAAAAAAAAUACUGGUCUAGUGGGUCUGUAUGCGUUGCCGCGAUGACGUAAAGUUUUGUAAAUUGCAAAGAUGUUAUGAACUGUUUUGUUUGAGUACAUUUUAAUUGGUUGGUGGCAUUGAAUAUGUGCAAAGGUCGGCUCGUUAGCAUUGAAUUGCA